Molecule: messenger RNA, 1380 nt
Organism: Solanum stenotomum
Lineage: Eukaryota; Viridiplantae; Streptophyta; Magnoliopsida; Solanales; Solanaceae
Exons: 9
Coding region: 44-1270 (408 amino acids)
Source: RefSeq, a predicted model, not a curated record
AACUCUCCAUAUUCCCUCACUGCUUCACUCUCACAGUAGAGAAAUGGCUUCUACUUCUGCAGCUUACAUGGCGACCACUACUUUCACUUCUAAUAUUCUUGAAAUCAAACAAAACCCCUUUUUCCUAAAUACUUUUCCAUAUUUAUUCCGCCCCUUUUCUCCCAGAAAUCUCAAAAACCCAAAGUUCUUCAAGUUUCCUAAAAUGACACUCUCAAAUGACUAUAUGGGAAUAGGUAGUUUCAACUCCACAAGAAUCAAUUACAAUACUCCCACUACUGGUAAGUUUUACAAAAGGAUGGAUUCUUGUUUGGUUAUUCCUCCACCAAAGGGUAUAAAACCCAAAGCUAUUAUCAAAUUUGUGGGUGGUGCUUUUAUUGGAGCUGUUCCUGAAGUUACUUACAGUUAUUUACUGGAGAAUUUGGCGAGAGAAGGGUAUCUGAUAAUUUGUGUGCCUUAUAAUGUGACAUUUGAUCAUGCCCAAGUCACAAGACAAGUUUUUGAUAGAUUUCAUGCUUGUUUUGAUUCAAUUUUAGCAUCAGGGUUGCCUGAUUCUGGUCUUUCUGCUGCUGACAUUGUUGAUUUGCCACUCUAUUCAGUUGGCCACAGUAAUGGUGCUCUUAUUCAAGCGCUCGUAGGAAGUUAUUUUUGUGAGAAGAUACCUAAGGCUAAUGUUAUAAUAUCAUACAACAAUAGGCCAGCGUCAGAGGCAGUGCCAUAUUUUGAGCAGUUGGGUCUUCUUGUUGGCCAGAUGGUGCCUGUUAUAUCUCCAGCGUAUUCAAUGGCUCAAUCGGCUUCAGGAGAUGCGUUGAGGGUGUUGCUUGAUACUGCUGGAACAAUCAUCCCCGACUAUGAUCCAGAAACAGUUGUUUCAUUGACUAAAUUUGCUGAUCAGUUGCCUUCAGUAUUUGGCGAGCUUGCUCAAGGGAUAUCAGAGUUCAAGCCAACACCUUCAGAAAAUCUUGAGUGUUUCAAAAAUGCGUACAAUGUCAAGCGUACACUGCUGGUGAAAUUUGACAAUGACGCAAUUGAUGAGACAGAUCGGCUUGAAGAGACACUAAAGCCUCGUGUAGAAUCUUUUGGUGGAAAAGUGGACAAAAUUGCAUUAACCGGGAACCACAUCACACCAUGUGUACAGGAACCAAAAUGGCGAGUAGGAACUGUAUACACUCCAGCAGAUGCUAUUGCUCAAGUGGUUAAGACUCUUUCAAUAAAUGACACAAAAGGCCUAUGUACAACCAUUGCCAACUGGUUCAGUUGUCUGGAGGAGUAAUCUUUUGUCACUUCAGCUGAUAUCCUAUAUCGUUUUGAAAUGUGCAUAAACAUGGAAGUCUCUCAUGCACAAUGUAUAGCUCAACGACGAAGAAAACUGCACAUAUAUAU